UUGACAGGGGGUUUGCGCGCGCCGCCGGUGCCGUGCGAAAGAUGGCGGCGCCCAGGAGUGCCCCGGUGCCCCGGUGAGGCGCGGAGAGCUGUCGGUGCCGCCGGAGCUGCGGCCGGGAGCCCGCGGCCGGGUGCAGCUCGCCGUCAGGUUUCACGCCGCCCGUCCUGCCGGCGUGUGGUUGCCAUGUGGAGGAACUGCCUCAAACUGCGGGACGGGGGACGCCGUCUUCUGCGACGUCCCCGGGGCGGCCCUCCCGCCGGCGUGCGGCCGGAGCCGAGCGUCUGGGGCCCGGCCCGGACCUACGCGCCCCCGGCAGAAAAGAAGAGGUUUUAUCAGAAUGUCAGCAUCACCCAGGGUGAAGGUGGCUUUGAGAUAAACCUGGAUCACAGGAAGCUGAAAACUCCCCAAGCCAAGCUCUUUACCGUCCCCAGUGAGGCUCUGGCCAUUGCAGUAGCCACUGAAUGGGAUGCCCAACAGGACACCAUCAAGUUCUACACCAUGCACCUGGUAACGCUCUGUCUCGCCACCACCCUCAAGCCCAGGCUGGCCUCCGGGGCCACCGAGCAGACCACGCUGUGCAACACAUCCUUAGACAACCCGACCCAGCGCAGCAAGGAGCAGCUCAUCCGGGCGGCCGUGAAGUUUCUGGACACGGACACCAUCUGCUACAGGGUGGAAGAGCCAGAGACAUUAGUGGAGCUUCAAAAGAACGAGUGGGACCCAAUCAUAGAGUGGGCCGAGAAGAGGUACAGUGUGGAGAUUGGCUCCUCCACUAGUAUAAUGGGGCCCAGCAUCCCCCCCAGGACCCGGGAGGUGCUCGCCAGCCACCUGGCAUCAUACAACAUGUGGGCCCUCCAAGGGAUUGAGUUUGUAGUGACCCAGCUCAAGUCCCUGGUGCUGACCCUGGGCCUGAUUGACCUGCGCCUGACCGUGGAGGAGGCGGUGCUACUGUCGCGCCUGGAGGAGGAGUAUCAGAUCCAGAAGUGGGGCAACGUGGAGUGGGCCCAUGACUACGAGCUGCAGGAGCUGCGAGCCCGCACGGCCGCCGGCACCCUCUUUGUCCACCUCUGCUCCGAAAGCACAACGGUCAAGCACAAGCUCCUGCAGGAGUGACAACGGGGACUUGCCUCCAGCAGGUCCCUGGCUCCCUGCUGCCCCACUGCAUCCCCAGGUGCCUGGCUCACACCGCAGGCAGGAAGGCGGGACUGGCGUCUGCCAUGCCUCUGCCCUGCAGCGGGGGGUGAGGGCGGGGGGCGAGGGUGUGGGGUGCAGGAUGAGUUCUC
Sorex araneus (European shrew) is the source of this 1283-nucleotide messenger RNA. RefSeq names its product ATP synthase mitochondrial F1 complex assembly factor 2 (gene ATPAF2). Bases 184 to 1113 code for a protein of 309 amino acids. NCBI's taxonomy places the organism in Eukaryota, Metazoa, Chordata, Mammalia, Eulipotyphla, Soricidae. Gene Ontology annotation, biological process: mitochondrial proton-transporting ATP synthase complex assembly. Gene Ontology annotation, cellular component: mitochondrion. The record is from RefSeq and is a predicted model, not a curated record. The transcript is spliced from 8 exons.